AUGCUAGAAUUGCUACGACCUGCGGAUAAGAGGUUUCCGCCUACGAGGAGGAUCGAUCGGUCGGGUAUGAUACAAGCGGACGCAAGACGUAUGGGAGAGAAAGACUCGUUGGCGAAGAAGAAGAAGAAGAAGAAGAAGAAGAAGAAGAAGAAGAAGAAGAAGAAGAAGAAGAAGAAGCAAGGCAUUGCGCUACAGCGGCCACGGAUCGAGCGGGAGAAGGGAACAGUGCCGCUCGCUCGGGUUUGUGUGGUGUGA
Letharia lupina is the source of this 255-nucleotide messenger RNA. RefSeq lists its product as uncharacterized. The transcript is spliced from 2 exons. The record is from RefSeq and is a predicted model, not a curated record. Bases 1 to 255 code for a protein of 84 amino acids. Lineage: Eukaryota; Fungi; Ascomycota; Lecanoromycetes; Lecanorales; Parmeliaceae.